AUGAGCAAACCGAUCCUUUAUAGUUAUUGGAGAAGCUCGUGCUCGUGGAGAGUGAGAAUUGCUCUCAACCUCAAGGAAAUCGAUUACGAUUAUCGAACGGUGAAUCUCCUGUCGAAGGAGGCUUUGGAAGAACCCGAAUUCGUGAAGGCAAAUCCGGCAAAAAAGGUGCCCGCUUUUGUCGACAAUGGGAAAUCGAUCACCGAAUCGCUGGCUAUCAUUGAAUAUCUAGAGGAAAAGUACCCAGAUCGCUUUCCACUGCUUCCGAAGGAUUUGGCGCAGAGAGGACAAGCAAGAGCUGUCGCUUUGCAGAUCGCGGCUGGCAUUCAACCUCUACAAAAUCUCCGAGUCCUCAAAUAUCUGAAUGCCGAAGAAGCCGGGAAAGGAGCCAAGUGGGCUCAACAUUGGUUGAUCGAUGGGUUGCGUGAUCUGGAGCACUUGCUCGAGCAAACCUCCGGGAAAUUCGCCGUGGGGGAUCAAGUUUCGAUUGGAGAUAUUGGGAUUCCAAGCAUUUUAUACAAUGCUAAAAGAUUCAACGUUGACACGAGCCAGUUUCCGAUUCUCAGCCGUCUCGACAAGUCACUCUCGUUGAUUGACCAAUUCGCCGCUGCUCAUCCCGAUAAGCAACCCGACGCUAAUUUGAAUGCU
Messenger RNA from Mesorhabditis belari, 645 nucleotides. The record is from the annotation of a GenBank genome assembly. NCBI's taxonomy places the organism in Eukaryota, Metazoa, Nematoda, Chromadorea, Rhabditida, Rhabditidae.